GAAAGAAAAGAGAUGGAAGCUGUAAAAUCCGGGGAUAAGAAGAGGGUCCUUCCCGCAUGGAUGACAACCCAGGAGACCCCCAAGCCAAAGAGGGCAGUGCAGGGAGCUGCUGCAGCAAGACUGUCUGCAGUGAGGACUGCGUACUGCAUGAGUGAGGCCGAGAUGGUAGACGUUGCUCUGGGGAUCCUGAUUGAGGCCCGGAAACAGGAAGAGCCCUGGGAGUCAGCGACUCCGGCUGGUGCCGAUAAGCCAGAGCUGUUCCCAGCCCACUUAGCAUGGGCCCCGAGUUCCCCUGGGAGUAGAAGUGAGGAUGAAGACAAUGGGAAGGAGGCCCCUACUCAGGGCCUCAGCCCCCAGCAGGGACCCGUGGGGCCUGACUCUGCGUGCCGCUCGAGCCCUGACCAGGACGAGGACGAGGACAUGCUGAAGUACGUCAGGGAAAUAUUUUUCAGCUAAAGGACACACUUCCCAAGACUUUCUGCUGGGGUCUGAGGGAAGCCGGCUCCUUGGCCCUGCCUGCCGGGGCCUCCCUCCCCUGACCUUCUUGGAAGGUUGGCCCCAGAUGCCCUGAGCCCUGGGCGCUGUCCUGUUGGGAUGCGCUUCCCCUGGACUCUCUGUACUGCGCCUCCUCCACCUGGAGGGUCAGCCCCAGGGAAAAGGCGGACAUGGGGUCAAACCCACUGGAACCAAGGGGUUAAUUUACUAAUUUUGAAAGGAGGGAGAGUAUGGUGGUGAAGUUCACUGGAAUUCCUACCACUUAAGGAGGAGGCCUAUUUUAGACCUAGUUUCCAUGACUCGAGCGGCCCUGGAGGCAGCUGCCCACCCGGCGCCACUAUGCUCUGCUCUGCCUGGGGCCCUGAGUGGAAGGCCUCCGGCCCGUGCCCCCACUUCCUUCCCUGGCUGGCUCCGCCUUGGUCCCUGGGCAGUCGUGAAGCCCGAGUGGGGCUGCAGCCCACGGGAAACUCUUAAGGACGAGACACCCAGAGUCCAUAUUUCUGUCUUUAUUCAGUGUGGCUUUUGACAGGCGUGGGACGAGGCAGUCCUUUGCUGUGCGGGGUCAUCAAUGCGCUGCGUGGAGAAAUACAAACAGUUCCCCAAGGCCAA
Molecule: messenger RNA, 1104 nt
Organism: Nyctereutes procyonoides (raccoon dog)
Lineage: Eukaryota; Metazoa; Chordata; Mammalia; Carnivora; Canidae
Gene: CYREN
Product: cell cycle regulator of NHEJ
Exons: 3
Coding region: 13-456 (147 amino acids)
Biological process (GO): double-strand break repair via nonhomologous end joining; negative regulation of double-strand break repair via nonhomologous end joining
Cellular component (GO): cytoplasm; nucleus
Source: RefSeq, a predicted model, not a curated record